Staurois parvus is the source of this 421-nucleotide messenger RNA. NCBI's taxonomy places the organism in Eukaryota, Metazoa, Chordata, Amphibia, Anura, Ranidae. The record is from the annotation of a GenBank genome assembly.
AUGGGCCCCUGUACCGCCUCCUCAUGCUGCUGCCAGGCCCCUAAUCUGCCAUGGGCCCCUGUACCGCCUCCUCAUGCUGCUGCCAGGCCCCUAAUCUGCCAUGGGCCCCUGUACCGCCUCCUCAUGCUGCUGCCAGGUCCAGAGUCUCUCAUGGGUCCCUGUACGGCCUCCCAUUGCUGCUGUCUCCAUCGCCACACUCUGCCAUGUGCCACUUUCAGGUCUCCUCACACUGCUGGUGUGUUCCAUUUUUUGUCAUAGGGUGCUGGCAGAUUACGGGCCUCCCAUAGCUGCUGCCAGGCCCCUAAUCUGCCAUGGGCCCCUUUACCGCCUCCUCAUGCUGCUGCCAGGUCCAGAGUCUCUGGGUCCCUGUACGGCCUCCACAGCUGUCUCAUGCCAUCUGUGCCACUUUCAGGUCUCCUCA